Molecule: messenger RNA, 329 nt
Organism: Triticum aestivum (bread wheat)
Lineage: Eukaryota; Viridiplantae; Streptophyta; Magnoliopsida; Poales; Poaceae
Exons: 2
Coding region: 27-329 (100 amino acids)
Source: RefSeq, a predicted model, not a curated record
CCUCAACGACAUCAUUCAUACCCACAAUGGAUAAGAACACGACCCCCGUCCGCGCGGUCACACUGCUCCUCAUCAUCAUAUGCCUCCUUGCUACCGAGGCGCGAUGCCGGACCAUGGACGACGGCGGCGAGAAUAUCAGUUUGCCCUACGGGUUGUGCGUCUACGAUAAGAGGUCGUUUGCGUGCAAGGGCGAGCGCUGCUACUGCUGUCGCGUGGCCGUGGAAGUCUGUUAUUUGUCGAUGAAGGAGUGCAUGACGGAGUGCGUCAAGAAAAUGGGUCCACCACCGGCGGCCCGGGGCGGCGGCGGCAACGCCUCUCCGGUAGCUUAG